This is a messenger RNA of Acanthosepion pharaonis, 927 nucleotides long. NCBI's taxonomy places the organism in Eukaryota, Metazoa, Mollusca, Cephalopoda, Sepiida, Sepiidae. The record is from the annotation of a GenBank genome assembly.
AUGUUCCUGCGUUUUUCUUUCUUUCUUUCUUUCUUUCUUUCUUUCUUUCUUUUUUUCUUUCUUUCUUUCUUUCUUUUCAGUCAAGUCAGACUUUCUUUCUCUCUAACCUUUCUCUACGUUCCUCCAUUUCAUAUUCAUUUUUUUCUACUUUUCAUUUUUACUUUUCCUUGUUUUUCUCAUUCGUUCACUUAUUCAGUCAAUUUCUUUCCUUUUGUCCUUCUUUCUACCUUUCUUUCUUUCUUUCUUUCUUUCUUUCUUUCUUUUUUAUUAAUUUUCCUUUCUUUCGUUCUUCCUAGGUAUUUAUCCAAUCUUUCAUUUCAAAGUGGCUUAUUGUCUUUAUUUCUUUCUUUUUCGGAUUCGAUUCUUUCUUUCUUUCUUUCAUUUUCUCCUUCUUUAUUCUUUCUUUCUUUAUAUCUUUUUUGUUCUUUCUUUCUUUCUUUCAUUACGUUUCCGAUUUGUUGCUUGUUUUCUCUUUUGAUUAAUUACUUUCUUUUUUAUCUUAUUCUUUCCUUUUUCUCAUUCCUUUUUUCUUUCUUUCAUUAUUUUUCUAAUUAUUUCUUUUCUCAUUCUUUUCUUUUCCAAUUCUUUCUUUUCUCAUUCUUUUUUAUUAUUCUUUUCUUUUUUCAUUUCUUUCUUUUUUCCUUCUUUCUUUAUUUUUCUCCUUUCUUUUCUCAUUCUUUUAUUUUCUUUUUCUUUCUUUCUUUCUCAUCCUUUUCUUUUUCUGGUUCCUUUCUUUUUCUUUCUUUCUUUAUUUUUCUCAUUCUUUCUUUUCUCCUUUUUUUUCAUUCUUUUCUUAUUUUUCUUCUCUCAUUCUUUCUUCUUUCUUUCUUUAUUUAUUUUUCAUUCUUUCUUUUCUCAUUCUUUUCUCAUUCUCUUCUCAUUCUUGCUUUAUUGUUCGAAUUGAUUUCUUUCUUUCUAAUUGAAUAA